Messenger RNA from Amborella trichopoda, 837 nucleotides. Its product is annotated as embryo defective 2752. The record is from RefSeq and is a predicted model, not a curated record. Lineage: Eukaryota; Viridiplantae; Streptophyta; Magnoliopsida; Amborellales; Amborellaceae.
CCACAAUGCUCAAGUUUAAGCAGUGACUUAAACUGGUUGUGUGAAGUUACUUGGGUGUUUGAAAUGGUGGGGAACUGGUAGACAGUGUUGGUGGAAAUUAGCAUGCCUUGAAUUGGUUGUUUCUAUUUGUUUUACUUCAUCAGUUAUUUGAAUUUUUCUAGGGUUUCUGGGGUGGUGAAUAUGGGUUCUCCAUGGUGUUUAAAUGUUUGAAUUUGAUCACCGGCUUGGGUUUUUUUGUUAUCAAUGACGAGCGUACUUUGGAGGAUGUAUGCAAACCGACUAUAUACUCAGUGGGAGAAGACAUUUCUUUGGGACAUGAUCGAACCUUACCAACGCCCUAAAUCUUUUACUCCACUUGUGCCCUUAUAUGUGGCUGCCUUUUACACUGGUGUCAUAGGAUCUGCCAUAACAGAGCAACUUUACAAGGAGAAGUACUGGGAGGAACACCCAGGAGCAGCAGUGCCCCUCAUGAAACCCAAGUUCUAUUACAGCACCUGGAAGGUAGAGAGAGACGAUUUUCUACCACGAGCCAACCAGUGAUGAAGCUGCUUUUGGACUCAUCAUAAUCAACUGUAGAAAUGUCAGAUAUGUGUUUUUGUAUUCCAAAAGCUGUAUCAUCUUGUGGAGUUGCUAAGAGCAGUAUGCUUCUGUCUUGUCCCCACACAUUUUGGAUGAAGUGGCUCCUACAGCACGUGUCAACAAUAGCUUAAGUUUCCAUUUUUUCCACUGAUAUCUUUAGUUUGAAUAUUUGUCCUCUCUAGGUGGUGUAUGUUGGCACUUUUGCGUGCAGGUUCUGGGUGUUUCCAUUCUAAUAUAGAUUUUUCCUUUUUUUUUUAA